This is a messenger RNA of Canis lupus familiaris (dog), 626 nucleotides long. RefSeq names its product bolA family member 1 (gene BOLA1). NCBI's taxonomy places the organism in Eukaryota, Metazoa, Chordata, Mammalia, Carnivora, Canidae. The transcript has 2 exons. Gene Ontology annotation, cellular component: mitochondrion. Bases 146 to 559 code for a protein of 137 amino acids. The record is from RefSeq and is a predicted model, not a curated record.
GUGGCGUCUGCCCAUUCUACUAUCGCGUAGCGAGGACUCCAUUUCCCAGAGUGCCUCAGGAUGCGACGACGACCUUACUCUCCGAGAACUUCUGGGGUCCGGUGACUGACACGCGACUGCGGUAGCCGAGGCUGAGCGGAAGCCGAUGCUGAGUGGGCAGCUGGUCCGGCACCUGUUCUCCAUGGCAGGUCGCGUCUGUCUGUCCCGGAGCAGCGCGGGACUGGGAACCAUCGGUCCCGUCGAGGCAGCCAUUCGCACAAAGUUGGAGCAGGCCUUGAACCCCGAGGUGUUGGAGCUGCGCAACGAGAGCGACGCCCAUGCGGUCCCACCAGGCAGCGAGACGCAUUUCCGCGUGGCGGUGGUGAGCUCUCGCUUUGAAGGACUGAGCCCCUUACAACGGCACCGGCUGGUCCACGCCGCCCUGUCUGAGGAGCUGGCUGGGCGGGUGCACGCACUGGCCAUACAGACACGGACCCCCGCCCAGUGGAAGGAAAAUCCUCAACUAGACAUGAGCCCCCCUUGCCUGGGUGGGAACAAGAAAACUCGGGGAACCCCCUGAGCCCCAAAGGAGGGAAGGCCAGGAUUCUAAUGGUUUGUCUGGGAAUAAACUACGGGCUUUCUGCCAA